AUGCUGUUUCUCGCCAUAACCCCGUUGCUAAUCGCGUGUGUCAGCGCUUGGGAAACAGAGCUGCACUCCACCUCACCCCUGCCCCGGGACGAGUGCCAAGUACCUUUGCUGCCCUGGACGACAACCUCACCCGACUUGGCCGUGUGUCCCGCCGUCACGGAAGCUACCGCACACAGCAGCAACCAGACUGCGACGGACGGGAAAACAUUCCGAUCCGGGCUAGAAUCGUGGGUACAAGGCAACACGUGUCAUCGGCUGCCGAACGGCGGGGACAGGUUUUGCGCCUAUACUCACCUGUCCUUCAGCGGCGGCGAGGGGAUAUCUAUCAUCACCACCCCCGAGCGAAUUGCCCAGAUCUCCUCGUGGCCCAUCUUUGAAGAUGAAAAUGACGAUAAUGGCGUUCUUAAUCAUGCCUCGUUUUCUCCGUCAUACGAGGAUGCCGAAAUACCAGGCAAAGGAAUAGGCCUCAUUGCAACCCGUCCCAUCCGAGCCGGUUUGCGUGUUAUGGCACGCACGCCGGCGCUCAUGGUAGACAGCCGGGCUUUGGAGGGUUUGGAUCAGGUGUACGUGGCGGAGUUGAUGGGUGGUGCGGUCGAGCAGUUGCCACGGGAGCAUCGGGGGAGGUUUUUGAAUCUGUCGACGCAUGACGAUGUUAGGCUCAAGGGGUUCAACGAGAGGGUCCAUUGGAUUUUCAGUAUCAAUCGCUUUCGAACGGGGCUUGGAGAUGGAGGAGCCGGGUUUCAUUCGGCUUUUACUGAAGUAUCGAGGCUCAAUCACGACUGCCGGCCGAACUGUGUCUAUUACUUUGACCCUAAUACGCUGACUCAUCAUGUUGUUGCGGUCAGUGACAUUUUUCCGGGGGAGGAGUUGUCGGUUUCGUAUAUCGAUGGUUUCCAACCCAGCACAGCAAGAAAAGAAACCCUGCAAAACCACUGGGGAUUCCCCUGCUCCUGCCACCGCUGCACCGCCGAGCCUCACCUCGUCGCCGAAUCCGACAACAGGAUAGCGCAGAUCCGACAGCUCUGGAAGGAACUGGACGACUACUCCUCCUCGUCGACUGCCACACCGGAAAAAGCGGAGCUACUCGUGCUGCUGUACGAAAUGGAAGGUAUGCUAGGUCGCAUGCAAGAGGCGUACUAUCGCGCCGCUAUGGAGUGGAACGGCGUGGGGCAUGCGGCAAAAGCGAUGGCAUAUGCCAGGUUGUGCAUCGACCGCGGGUUGGCAUUUAAGGGGCCUGGGAAGCCGUUUAUUGAGAGCAUGGAGAUGCUUCUCAGGGAGCCGGAGGCGCACCAUAGCUGGAGGUUUCGGGUUGGUCAAAUGGGGUCGAGUUGA
This is a messenger RNA of Pseudomassariella vexata, 1332 nucleotides long. RefSeq lists its product as uncharacterized. The record is from RefSeq and is a predicted model, not a curated record. NCBI's taxonomy places the organism in Eukaryota, Fungi, Ascomycota, Sordariomycetes, Amphisphaeriales, Pseudomassariaceae. The transcript has 3 exons. Bases 1 to 1332 code for a protein of 443 amino acids. Gene Ontology annotation, molecular function: protein binding.